Messenger RNA from Cyanistes caeruleus (blue tit), 4305 nucleotides. NCBI's taxonomy places the organism in Eukaryota, Metazoa, Chordata, Aves, Passeriformes, Paridae. The record is from RefSeq and is a predicted model, not a curated record.
CGGCCAAUGAGCGUGUGGCGGGCGGGGCCGGUGCCCACCAACAUGGCGAAGACCUACGAUUACCUGUUCAAGCUGCUGCUGAUCGGCGACUCGGGCGUGGGCAAGACCUGUGCCCUGUUCCGCUUCUCCGAGGACGCCUUCAACGCCACCUUCAUCUCCACCAUCGGUAUCGACUUUAAAAUUAGAACGAUAGAGCUCGAUGGCAAGAGAAUCAAACUGCAGAUCUGGGACACAGCUGGGCAGGAGCGAUUCCGAACCAUCACAACCGCCUACUACAGGGGAGCCAUGGGCAUUAUGUUAGUGUAUGACAUCACCAAUGAAAAGUCUUUUGAAAAUAUUCGGAACUGGGUGAGGAAUAUUGAAGAGCACGCCUCUCCAGAUGUUGAAAAAAUGAUCCUGGGGAACAAAUGUGAUGCAAAUGACAAAAGACAAGUCUCUAGAGAGCAAGGGGAGAAGCUUGCAGCAAGUUUUGGGAUUAAAUUCAUGGAGACCAGUGCAAAAGCAAAUAUAAACAUAGAGAAUGCAUUUUUCACUCUUGCAAGAGAUAUCAAAGCAAAAAUGGACAAGAAGUUGGAAGGCAAUAGCCCACAAGGCAGCAACCAGGGAGUCAAAAUCACACAAGACCAGCAAAAGAAAAGCAGCUUUUUCCGAUGUGUUCUUCUGUGAGGGACACGGCCUUAAUCUGAGCUGGACUGUGCCUGUGCUAAGUGAGGUUUCCUCUUUCCAUGGACUUAGUGCUCCUAGCAUACCUUGUCACUUUGUGACCAUCUGAAUAAGAAAUGCUUUAUUUUGGUAAUUGUCUGACUCUUCAGUUUUGGAGAUGAAACAAGUUUAUUUUUGUCAGAUUGCCACUGGGUAUGUGUAUUGUCUAGCAGAGGAAGAACAGAUACACAUGUGAGAUGCAGCACCAUUGCUGACAGACUUCCAUCUUCAUUCGUAUCUGUCAUGUAUCCAGUUUAGAAAGAUGAAGUUAUGAUCAAAAUAAGAAACUUAAAUGCCACUGUUAAUGAAGUACAGGUGUGAUAUGUGGUAUAUGUGCAUAUCCAGUGUGUAGCUGUACACAGAACAGUGGCGUGAGACCAUCCCAGAAAUGCACCAAGGUGAGCAGUGCAGGCUGAUGCUUUUGCAGGAGUGGUACAAGGGAGCUUUCUGCAGCUCCACCUCUUUACUACUACAGAGAAACUUCUUUAUCUCCUUUAUCAGUUGUGUUACUCUAGACAAUCCACAAGUACGAUUGAAGUUUUAAAAAAUUCUCCUCAAAAGAAUCUCUAUUUUUUUUAAAAAAAGAAUGUGUGUUGUAAAUAGAAUGGGUCCUUACCAUUGCUAAUUCAUCCAUAUUAGACUUAACUGUGCUUAAUUAAGUACUCCAGACAUUCAGAUGUGUUUAACAGGAGCUGAUGGCUACACUGAGUCCUGUACAGAUGAUCUGUCAUCUGUUCUUGGAGAACCAGGGUCAAGCAGGGACACUUACACAAAAUCUGUCACCUUAGAAUGGGUAGCUUUACCACUCUCCAGCUGGAAAUGACUCUAGACCUAUCAUGACACAGUAGGUAGUUUUAAAUCAUGACAAGGAAACAUAUUGCACUGCUCCCAUUUGUGUGUUCCCAAGCACACUUGCUCAGAUAUGCAAAUAAAUGUUGCACAUCAGAACACUUUAUGAAAAGAGAGUUUAUCUCUUAGACUGAGACUGGCCUUGCUGCUGUGUGUUAGUCACUGCAGCUGUCAGGCAGCAACAGCCUGUUCACAGGACAUGUCAGUGCACAUUCUUCCCCAGAAGCAGUCUGUUAGUCAUUCCCAGAAACCCAGUCCAGUGUAUUCUGAUGUGUGAAAUACAAGAGCCAGGCACAGCUCCUCAGUGGGUGGUUGCUCCCAGGUCAGGGGCUGUGAGCCUGCCUCUGGCUUAGACUGACAAAAGGAGGCAGUAAGAGCAUCAGCUUCCGAGGCUGCUGUCAUCACUGGAUUGCAGUGAUGGUGUACCUGCCUCCAGUGAACACACUAGCUGUGUACUGCAGCUCGCUGGAACUGAAACAUGCUUUGUUUACAUUAUCAACUGCACUUAAGGGUAAAAUUAAAGUUGAUUUUGAAGUUAUUGAAUUUACUCACCAGCUUUGUUUUCUUUUGUUUGUGGUAUUGAACUCUGGGCCUCAGAGUAGCACCUAGUAAGUGCUGCUGUAGUUAGAUAUCUGUUGGAGUCACAAUUAAACUGUAUAAAUCUUCAGCAUGCAAUUGGGCCCAACAGGAAUGUGGCCUGUUUUAAAAUGGAAAAAGAUUUCACUGUGUAAGUUUAUAAAAAUGCAUUUUUAGAUGCAUUUAGAUGAUCUCUGUCCUGAUUAAAGCUUUCCUCUAACCAGAACCUUAUGAUGGUUUGAUUUUUUUGUUUACUUGUGGCUUUUUAGCAUGAGGACUUGAUGAACGUGCCCUGUAGUGGAUUGACACACUGAUGUAUUUGUAGGAUAAAACCAUGUUAAGUUACUGAAGAGGCUUCUAGACAGUGUGUGCUUCAGAGUGUAGUUAACACAGACCACAGACUGGACAAGCAGCACCCCUAUCUUGAGCUAAGGAGUUUUUUAAAGAGUUUGUGUGUGCUUCAAGAAAUGAUUGAGGCACAGCUGGGGUGGUGAUAAGACUGGCUAGAUUUCCUACAUCACUGUAACCAUUUGCUUCUGGCUUAGUAAUAACUGUGGAUUGUCUUGCAUCUGUCUUGUGCUUUAUACAGCCAGAUGUUGAGCCAGAUUUAUUUUCCAGAGAGACUGGAAAAAUUGGCGUUUUAUCUGACUUGAUAGCAUGGGUCUGCCAUGAUACUGGUUCUUGCUUGUGGACUGUAUCAAUAACUGAUCUCAAGAUGGGAAAGCAAACCAUAUUCAUUUACAAGUGGGUAAAAUAUGAAGGAUAGUAUUGUGAUUUUUCACUCUCUAAAUCUGAAGUUACUCUUGCAUUCAGAAUUAUUUGUAGUGAAUACCUUCUGUUUAAACUUACGCUGGUUGUUGCAUGUGAUUAUGUGCCUAAUUAUAACAUUAUUUCCUUUGAAAUGGUUGGGUUUACGAACAACAACAUUAUUGCUUGAUCUCAGGAAGUCUCAUACAGUUACUGUGACUACAGUCAUCACUGUACUUCUGGAUAUGAAGGCUCUACACAGACAUGAAAUCUGUAAGCAAUGUGAAACCUAAAAUUCAAGUGUAAGAGGAAAAGGUUAAAGACACUGCAGUGCGCUUGGGCUUAGCUAUGUGUCACUAAACACAGGCGUUAAAUCUAAGAGAAGUGCAGUUUGGUUCCAUCACAUCAUUCAAUUACUUUAUUGUGUUUAUUAAAUAUGAAUGUAAAGAAAAAUGCAAUUGUCAGAGAGGUACUGUGUAGAUACAUAGAAAAAUCUACUUGUGUCUAAGCUUUCUUCAAGUAUAGAGGAAAAAAGAUCGGAAAUUGGGUACAAAAUCUGUAAAACUGGGGCACUGAAGGAAUUGAAACUAACUGUGCUUACUACUCAUUCUCAGUGUCUAAAUAGCACUAAAAUGUCAGGUAAUCGAUUAACAUCUGUUUUGUAGAGAAACAAACCCAUUUUUUAGCAUGUUCUCAAAUUCCCUUAUAUUAUUGAGUAUCAUGGAAUCCUGUGGUUGAUUUUAUUAUUGAGGCAGGUUGCAGUAUUUUGCAUAGUCGUCACUCCUUGGGGUGGAGACCUGUCAGUCUGUCAAUAAGUGGUGGAGCUGUUGUUCUAACGCUUAACACUGAUGUUGUCUGUGUCCUGUACUGACAGGCACAGCCCAAGUUUCCUGACAUCAGAACCUUAUGCCAGCAUCAGACUUCCAGCCUCAGAUUUAUAAAUCCUAUGGAUUAUUGUAAGUCUCUUUACUGCUGCUGAAAAUUAUUUGGUCUCUCCUUUCAUAUGAGAUGCUGAUAUGCACAAGCAGCUGUGUGAGGAUGGGCUCCUUUGUACUUGUAGAAGUUGUGGGGCUUGGGGAAGAAUGAUGACUAAUUUGUGUCUUCAUUUCUAGCUUAAUUAAAGAUCUGUUCAAAAGAACGUGAAUGGUAACUGCAGUCUGAGUGUUCCAGGCUGCCUUAUUACCUGACCCAUCCUUCACUGAUCCCUGGAGGUUUUGUGGUUAAUAAAGGUAACUGGCUGGUUAACUGGUCACUCCAGCCUUUCUGCAGGAAUCAUCUGCUCUACAUUGAGUGUGAGUUGGGACUUACAGCUUUGUUUUGAAGGGAGUUUAAUGCAUCCCAAGAUUUGUAAAAAUAACUGUAAAUUGUAUUUUUGAAUGAUCACUUUUGGCUGCCACCCUUUCCACAUUACAACUGCUUUCUUAAACACUU